This is a messenger RNA of Cornus florida, 1666 nucleotides long. RefSeq names its product F-box protein At5g07610-like. The transcript is spliced from 3 exons. The coding region runs from base 207 to 1541 and encodes 444 amino acids. NCBI's taxonomy places the organism in Eukaryota, Viridiplantae, Streptophyta, Magnoliopsida, Cornales, Cornaceae. Gene Ontology annotation, molecular function: protein binding. The record is from RefSeq and is a predicted model, not a curated record.
CGCUAUGCUCAACCGUGUGGCCUUUCUACAAAGAGCAACCACUUCUCUCUCUCUCUCUCUCUCUCUGAUCGUUCUUGGCGUUAGGGUUUUGAAUCUCUCUCUCUCUCAUCGUUAUCGUCUUUAGGGAUUUGCAGCGACUGUCUCUCUUCUGAUUCGAUUAUCAAAGUUCAGCGAUACUAUACAAAUUGAGGUUUGAGGAAGACGGGAUGGAGUAUACUGAUGAUGAUUCCUAUGUAAUGGUCGGUGUGGAAGAUUUUGCUCUUGCUCUUUCCAGUACUGAUUCCGAUGCAGAAUCUUCUGCAGAAAGAAAACUUAAGACAGAAGGAUCAGAUUUAUCUGACAUAGGCAGUUCGGACGUGGACAAUGAUGAGGAGCAUUAUUUGGACAUGGAGGAUGGCAUGAAUGAAAAUUUUCAAACUACAGUUGCUUGUUCGGAUGAAUAUUGGAGGGUUCAUGAAUUUCCAACACACAUCAAAUUUAAGGAUGUCAUGGAGAUUAAAGAUGUGGUGAAGGAUCACGUUCUUGCUUUCCUUCCAGCUAAAUCAGUUGUCAAGUUCAGAACUGUUUCCAGAGACUGGGAUCGGUGGAUAGCCAGUCCAUUUCUAGCACACAAGCAGGCUUAUCUGUUCAGAGACAUAUGUGGGUUUUUCUGCCAGCAUCCCACCAGCACUCCCACUUUCGUGACACUCGAUCACUCUUGGUGUGGGAUUCCUAGUCCUUCCCUUCAGUUCUUGCCCGAGUCUGUUGUAAUCAGAAGCUCCUGCAAUGGCUUGCUUCUCUGCCAAGAACGUGAUGGUGAAAAAAGCUACAUUGUUUGCAACCCUGUGAACCAGGAAUGGAAAGUGCUUCCCCAUCCUAAAUACUGUCGUGGUUCUGAACCAGCCAUAGUACUUGUGUUUGAACCUUCUGAAAUGAACAUUGCCGCAGAUUUUCAGGUUAUCUGCGCUUUCUACUCGUUGCGUGCUCCGCCAAUUGUGUGUUUUGAAAUAUAUUCCUCGAAGGAAGGGUCUUGGAGGCUCUCUGCUGCAGAAUGCUUGGAGCUUGAAGACUCAACACUGAAGAAUGGUGGGUUCUACAUGAAAGGAUAUGUGUUCUGGGCAACAACUUGUGACAACAUACUGGCAUUUGAUAUGAAGAAUGAGUUUUGUGGGCUUAUGCCUCUCCCUCCUAACAUAGCACGAAAAGGAGUUCUUUCGCAAAUGAAUGGGGAGUUAUGCUAUAUUCAUGCUCAUAAAUUUACCGGGAACAAAUGCAGAAUGUUCAUAUAUGGGGGUAUCAAUGUGAGCCUGAAGCGGAGUAUUGUUAUAGAUCUUGGCAAUGAGCAGGCCACAACUGAGGAUGUCCAGGCAUUGCCUUGUGUUAAUGAUGAUUUAAUGAUGAUUCUUAUCGGGAGUUCAGUUUAUGCAUAUCACGUGAGAGAUCAGAAACUUAAAGUCAUAAGCAGGCACGGGAAUGAUCCUCAGGCAUGUUACCUGCCAUAUGUGAACAGCCUUGUCCGUUUGAUUCCCGAUCACUCUCUCAGUGGUAUCCCAAAAAGUUAGUAGCCCCAAGUAGGCUGUGUUUUUGCCGUAGUUUUUUCAUGUUUGUGAUGAAUUGAAUUUUGAAUUACAACUUUACAACUUCUGCUGCACAUAUAUGAUCAUGGUAGGUUGUGUUUUUUGCGUCA